CUUCAUUCCAAAAUAAUUUACACUUACAAAAUUCCCGAAAUUACGAUGAAUACAUAAAAUGAAAUGGAGAAUGAAAAGAAAGACGCCCAGUCGCCAGAGAAAUGUCCUUUCCAAUUAAUUCAGCACAAUGACGUUACGUUUAUUGGUUGCGAUUCCAGCCAUCGCGAUUUGGAAAAGUGCCGCAGCUGCCUUGCUCCCUUUUGCCGUAAGCCCAUUAAGAUUUACCAUAAUUCCCGGAACUGUCUGGCCUGCGAGGUCCAAAGCUCACAGUCCAGAAAAAAUUCUACGAGGUCUCUGCCAGUACAAUUUUCACUUAACAAGGAAAAGGAUAACGAGUCCCCGUGGCAUUGGUCCCACGGUAAAAGAUGCAUACAAUGCACGGCUCCCAAGUGCAAAACAUUUUCCAGGACUUCCAUUCAGUCCGGAAAGCUUAAACAGCAUAGCAAUUCUCGGUUAAACGAAUUUGAAGAAUACAAAAUGCCCAAAAUUCGAUCUAGGCCCAUAAAACAAGCUAUACUAAGAGAAACCAAUAAGUACCGAAGGCUCCACAACGCCAAGCCCCUGAAAAUGGAUGAGAAACUGUGUUCCUAUGCACAGGAGUGGGCAGAUCAAUUGGCUGAUCAAAAUACACUGGAAACUCGACCUACUCCGCUUUAUGGCGAGAAUAUAAUGUGUGUCCGGAGAUCCAAUUUCUCCGUGCAGCAAAUACUAAAACUGUGGUACCAGGAAAAGUACAACUACGAUUACUUGAAGCCCGGCUUUGAUUUGUACACUGGGCAUUUUAGCCAGUUGGUUUGGAGGCAGACGGAGUUCCUGGGAGUGGGCGUGGCAUGCGAUGUUUCCUCCAUUUGGAUUGUUUGCAAUUACAACCCGCCUGGAAAUGUAAGCGAUCACUUUACGGAGAAUGUCCUGCCUAGAAAAUUCCUUCUACCUAAAUCGGAUUUGGUUGCGGAGGAAACUAGAAAAGCUAGCCAUACUAAAUAAAGAAAAAUACUGGACCC
Drosophila erecta is the source of this 1001-nucleotide messenger RNA. Its product is annotated as repressed by EFG1 protein 1. NCBI's taxonomy places the organism in Eukaryota, Metazoa, Arthropoda, Insecta, Diptera, Drosophilidae. The coding region runs from base 64 to 984 and encodes 306 amino acids. The record is from RefSeq and is a predicted model, not a curated record. Gene Ontology annotation, cellular component: extracellular region. The transcript is spliced from 3 exons.